UGGAGCCUUAAUUAGCUGUAUCCACAUACUCAUAUUGACUUCCAGAUUCCCUAGAAGAAGCUUCCUCUUCAAUCUCAUUAUACCUGGUCCUUUUGGGAUCUCAUGUUAUUGGAUUGACUUUCACAUAAUCCAUCCAUUUUCUCACAACCAGCACAAUAUCUUCAUCAUUCAUUGAUUGAUUUGCAAGAUAGAUUAAUUCAGUCUUCUCAAUGGCUGGUGUUCUGGAUACUACUUCCAGCACUUACCGGUGUCAUUAUCAUGCCUUCUUGAGUUUCAGGGGCGAAGAUACACGCAAGGGCUUUAGUGAUCAUCUCUAUAGAGCUUUGGAGUUGGCAGGAAUUCACACUUUCAGAGAUGAUGAUGAAAUUGAGAGAGGAGCAAAUAUAGCUACAGAGCUACAUAAAGCUAUACAUGAGUCACGAGUAGCCAUAAUAGUCUUCUCUAAUGACUAUGCUUCCUCAAGUUGGUGCUUGGACGAACUUACCAAGAUCAUGGAACGUAAAAGGACCGAUGGAUACAUGGUAGUGCCAGUUUUCUAUAAGGUGGAUCCAUCUGUUGUUAGGUGGCAGAUUAGGAGUUUUGCAGAUGCAUUUGCCAAACAUGAAAAGCGCUUCAAGGAGGAGAUCGGCAAGGUGGACAAGUGGAGAAAAGCUCUUAAAGAUGUAGCCGAUCUAGGAGGGAUGGUCUUAGGAGAUCAGUACGAAUCACAGCUCAUCCAAAAUAUUGUUGACGAGAUUGAAAAAAAAAUGGAUCCCGUUACAUUAAAUGUUGCUCCAUAUGCUGUUGGAAUAAAUGCUCGUGUGGAAGACCUCAACAUGUGGUUAAGAGAUGGAUCAGUUGAUGUUGGUGCGGCUGGCAUCUACGGGAUGGGUGGAAUUGGCAAGACCACUAUUGCUAAAGCUGCUUAUAAUCUGAACCGGGAUAGAUUUGAAGGAAGAAGUUUUCUUGCAGAUGUUAGAGCAACUACAGAACAACCUAAUGGUUUGGUUCGCUUGCAGAGGAACCUUCUUUCAGAUAUUCAAAGGAGAAAAACAAAAAAGAUAAACAGCGUGGAUGAAGGUACAAGCAAAAUCAAGAAUGUUGUAUGCUGCAAAAGAGUACUUAUUGUUCUUGAUGAUGUGAACGACUUGGACCAGUUCAAUGCGAUUCUUGGAAUGCGAGAGUGGUUUCAUCCAGGAAGCAAGAUUAUCAUAACAACUAGAGAUAAACACUUGUUAACGGCCACUGGGGUUUCUAACAUGUUCAUGGUUCCAGAAUUGGAUGAGCAUGAAUCACUUCAGCUUUUCAGUUGGCAUGCCUUCAGACAAGCUCAUCCUAUCGAAGGCUACAUGGAGGUUUCAGCACUCAUAGUAAAACACUGUGGAGGGCUACCGUUAGCCCUCCAAGUUCUGGGGUCUUCUCUAUUUGGAAAAAGUGUACAUGUAUGGUACAGUACAUUAGAGAAGUUAGAUGUGGUUCCUGAUAGCAAAAUUCAAAGAAUUCUUAGAAUAAGCUACGAUUAUCUACAAGAUCAUCAUGACAAAACUUUAUUCCUUCAUAUAGGAUGUUUCUUCAUAGGAAAGAAGAGAAACUUGACAUUUACAGUACUGGACAACCUUGAGUUUUUCACAGCAAGUGGAGUUCAAAAUCUAGUUGAUAGAUGUCUACUGCAAAUUAAUGACGGCAGGUUGAUGAUGCAUCAAUUAAUCAGAGACAUGGGAAGAGGAAUUGUUCGCGAAGAAUCAGUUGAGGACCCUGGAAAACGUAGUAGAGUGGCGCAAAAAGAUGCCUAUGAUAUUUUGAAAAACGCAUCGGGCACGCAAACUAUCAAGGGUCUCUUGCUCAACCUUUCUAUGCUAAUGGAUGGUAUGUCUUCCAAUCAGUGGUGGCUACGGAGAGUUUCCAAAACACUAAUAUGGUUGUCUUGGCAAGGGUUCCCCAUGAAAUCAAUACCAGCCGAUUUUUGUUUGAAAAAUCUAGUUGCUCUUGAGUUGAAGCAUAGCAUCCUGCAAGUUGUAUGGAAGGAAACCAAGUUUUUUCCAGCAUUGAAAAUCCUUGAUCUCAGUCAUUCACAGGGUCUUGUUAGAACCCCAGACUUGUCCGGACUCCCAAACCUUGAGAGAUUAAUUCUUAAGGAUUGCAUAAAUAUUGUCGAGAUUGAUGAAUCCAUCGGAGAACUUCAGAAACUUGUAUUCUUGAAUCUAAAAGACUGCAAAAAUCUCUUGAAGCUUCCAAGAAGAAUUAUCAUGUUGAGAUCUCUUCAUGAGCUAAUCCUUUCUGGCUGCUCAAAGCUUGGUGAUACGGAGAAACUCGGUCUUUUAUCAAAUAAACCAUGGCUAUCAAUCUGUUCGUGGGUAUCACCAAGAAAAAGUCUUGAAGCAACCAGCAGCUUCUCGUUGGCAUAUUUGCCACGGUCUUUAGGAAGCUUAAGUCUGGCUGGUUGCAAUCUAUCAAAGAUUUCCGAUGAUAUUAGUGUUCUGUCCUCGUUAAAGCAUCUGGAUAUAAGUGACAACCCAAUGCUAAGUCUUCCAGAGAGCAUAAAGACUCUUACUAUGCUCGACACUCUUUUCUUUGGAGACUGCACCAAGCUCAAAAUGCUUCCAGAGCUCCCACCAAGUUUAAGUACUUUGCAUGCAGAAGGUUGUACAUCGUUGAGAAAAGUUACGAACUUACCAAACUUUUUCAUAUCCCUACAACCAUAUCUUACGGAUUGCAAAGAAUUAGCUGAAGUUCAAAGCUUAUUCACUAUAAAACCAUUGAGAAGCAUCGACAUACAGAUGAUAAAAUAUAUGGGUCUGUACAAUUUGGAAUCCACUGAAAGCAUUGAAGUCGAAAUGAGCAAUCACCUGACAGAUACAAACAAGACAGGUCCACUCCAGGGACUCUAUGAAUGUGGAAUAUUUAGCAUUUUCCUUCAUGGAAGCACAAUUCCUGACUGCUACACCUACAGAAGCAUGGGUGAUUCAGUGUUGUCUAUAACUGUUCCUUCCCAUCUUAAGCUUAAGAUCCGAGGCUUAAAUGUAUGUAUUCUAUAUGCACUAGGCCCAUGCCAGCACCUUAAAGUCAGUAAUGACACGAAGGGUCUUAUGUGGACAUACUGCCCCGUCACUGUUGGUGUUCCUAAAGAGGAUGGACUGAUGCUAUGGCUAAGUCAUUGGCUGUUUGAGAACCAUGAGUUGGAGGCUGGGGAUGAAUUACGUGUCUCGGUGCAUAAUGGAGCUAUAUUCUUUGACCCUCUUGGUCAUCGAGACGUUCUUCCAGCAAAGGAAUUUGGAAUCCAACUUGUGUAUGAAUCGGAAAAUAAGGACGUCCGAUCCAAAAGUGAAGAUAUUACGGUACAACUUGAAGCGCCUUAUUGGAGUUACAAUAUUGUUACUGGGAAUGGAUCAUUGUCAGCAUCAAAGUAUCAAAUGUGGACAGGCAAAUACUUUCUUUGCAAUUAUAUUUACAAUAUGCGUCAGAUUCAUUUCAGAAAUUGCGAGGAGAAUCCAGCUCAUCUUGAUUUUUCAUAUGAGCCCAAAGAUCGUUUGAGUGGAUAUUGCCGUCAUUUAUUUGAGCACACUCACUUUCACAAGAAAAAAUUUGAGUUUGUAUUGAAUCUCUUUGUUUAGGUACACAGGAUUGGCCUCCAUUACUUGACAUUAACACCGUGGCAAAGACAGUUUUUCUUUGUCAUAUCACUCAUAUGUAUAUUUCUGAUUUCUGAAGAUGGAAUUUCAUCUUUGCUUGAUGCAAUAUUUGCUGUCUUGAAAUGUUCUCCUUGGAAGAUUUGAGUACUUGUAAUGGCGGUGUUUUGUGCUUGUAGGAGUGGCAGUUUCAGACACAACUGAAACCAACAUCAAGUUCAGUGGAU
Messenger RNA from Rosa chinensis, 3832 nucleotides. RefSeq names its product disease resistance protein RPV1. The record is from RefSeq and is a predicted model, not a curated record. Gene Ontology annotation, biological process: defense response; signal transduction. The transcript has 6 exons. The coding region runs from base 210 to 3590 and encodes 1126 amino acids. Gene Ontology annotation, molecular function: ADP binding. NCBI's taxonomy places the organism in Eukaryota, Viridiplantae, Streptophyta, Magnoliopsida, Rosales, Rosaceae.